AGGGAGUGACAGGCGUGCACUUGGGCUGCGCCUCUGCCGCUUUGCGUGCGAGGACUCGAACGAGUGCCUGGAAGACGUGGUUUUCAAAGUUAAUAAUGAAAACAUUUGUCAUUGGAAUCAGCGGUGUGACAAAUGGUGGGAAGACAACCCUGGCUAAAAAUUUGCAGAAACAUUUCCCUAAUUGCAGCGUCAUAUCACAAGAUGACUUCUUUAAGCCAGAGUCUGAGAUAGAGACAGAUAAAAAUGGAUUUCUGCAGUAUGAUGUGCUUGAAGCGCUUAACAUGGAAAAAAUGAUGUCAGCCAUUUCCUGCUGGAUGGACAGCCCGAGACACUCUCUGGUAUCAAAAGACAGGGGAAGCAAUGAGGAAACUUCCAUUUUAAUCAUUGAAGGUUUCCUUCUCUUUAAUUAUAAGCCCCUUGAUACUAUAUGGAAUAGAAGCUAUUUUCUGACCAUUCCUUAUGAAGAAUGUAAGAGGAGGAGGAGUACAAGAGUCUAUGAGCCUCCAGACCCCCCAGGCUACUUUGAUGGCCAUGUGUGGCCCAUGUAUCUGAAGCACAGACGGGAAAUGGAGGACGUCACAUGGGACAUCAUUUACCUAGAUGGAACAAAAUCUGAGGAGGACCUCUUUUCACAAGUGUAUGAAGAUCUAAUACAAGAAUUGGCAAAACAAAAAUUGUGUCCUGUAUUUUAGCCAGCACUUCGACUUGAGCAGCAACUCCGAUAUGUAUCAAGAAGCCAGGGUUUUUCAUCCCUGGCUUGUGGACCUAUUAUCAAAUCACAGGAAAACAGCGAAGUUCCCAGCAUAGUGCCAGCUCCAAGGCAGGAAGAUGGAUGUAGAGAGGAAAGACAGCCACAUAUCUUCCAAAAACCGCCAACAGUGUCCCCAACAGACUUCCCUGUGUGUCUCCAGGGCUCACAUGGCUACUUCUUAACGCAAGGGAGCCUGGGAAGCAGAUGUCAUGAUGGAUUUGUACCAGUUAUGAUUCACUGUCUGGGAAUGUUGCCACAGAAACAAAAUCAAGCCUCUUAGCCUCUUUUAGCAAGGAAGGAGGAGGAAAAUGGUAAGCCACUGGAAAUGUCUACCACAGCCAUUUUCUGCAUACCCUCUCUGGCCAUGAUUUAAUCAAGCUUAGGUUGGUGUUAUUUGUGUUAUAAAACUAUAAUUAUUUUUUAAUAAAAGCAUAGGUAUGACUUUUUAAACCUAAUUUCAAAGAAUUUUUGAAGUAUCCCCUGCUUUUUUUCC
Messenger RNA from Condylura cristata (star-nosed mole), 1244 nucleotides. RefSeq names its product nicotinamide riboside kinase 1 (gene NMRK1). The transcript has 9 exons. The record is from RefSeq and is a predicted model, not a curated record. Bases 96 to 692 code for a protein of 198 amino acids. NCBI's taxonomy places the organism in Eukaryota, Metazoa, Chordata, Mammalia, Eulipotyphla, Talpidae. Gene Ontology annotation, cellular component: cytoplasm.